Molecule: messenger RNA, 733 nt
Organism: Spinacia oleracea (spinach)
Lineage: Eukaryota; Viridiplantae; Streptophyta; Magnoliopsida; Caryophyllales; Amaranthaceae
Product: basic blue protein
Exons: 2
Coding region: 76-549 (157 amino acids)
Cellular component (GO): plasma membrane
Molecular function (GO): electron transfer activity
Source: RefSeq, a predicted model, not a curated record
CUUUGAUUUAAGCUAAGCGUACAUUCUCUAUCUACUUGUUUUCAGCAUCUUUAGUUUGAGAGAUAUCAGAGAGAUAUGGCAUUGGCAGCAGCAUUUCUUCUAUUCCUCCUGGCCGCGCCGUCGGUCUUUGCCACCAAUUACCCGGUUGUUUGGGAUCUAACCACCAACUACUCGUCUUGGGCCACCAGACCGCUGAUUGCUGGUGAUACGCUUACAUUCAGCUACAGUAGCGGCAGUCACAAUGUGGAAGUUGUAAACAAAAAUGCCUACGAUAGUUGUUCUUCUAGCAAUGCCCUACAGACACACACUGGUGGAACAAACAUUAUUACCUUAGCCGAGGGUCCAACGUACUUCAUCUGUGGCUUCCCUACCCACUGUACUAAUGGCAUGAAGCUACAAAUAACUGCCAGAGCUUCAAGUUCCACACCUUCAUCAACGAACACCACCGGCUCAACUCCUGCUGCGGGUAGCACCGGAGCCGCUGGACUUUCAAGCGUGACUCCUUUGAUGUUUGGUUUUCCACUUGUUUUGUUUGCUUUAACGAGCUAGAGAAGAGGCAGUGCAGAUGAUAUAAGGAGUUUGUUGUGGAUUUAAUUUCAAAAGAGAUGUAUAUCGUAUUUAACUAGUGUCGUUUUUAAAAUUUCAUCUCAUUUUGUAAUUCUUUGUUAGUAUGCACUCUGUAAUUUUUUAUGAUCUAAUAUGAUGCAUUCAGCUAUUACUAGCUUUUGAAUUA